Carcharodon carcharias (great white shark) is the source of this 7685-nucleotide messenger RNA. It is a transcript of the gene cntrl, whose product is annotated as centriolin. The record is from RefSeq and is a predicted model, not a curated record. Gene Ontology annotation, molecular function: protein binding. The transcript has 44 exons. NCBI's taxonomy places the organism in Eukaryota, Metazoa, Chordata, Chondrichthyes, Lamniformes, Lamnidae. Bases 186 to 7244 code for a protein of 2352 amino acids.
CUUUCGAAGGUUUUUUUUUAAAAAAAAAGCAAUAACCUGAGUUGGUCUACUUUUUCCAAUUAUUGCCGAAACAGAAGAGCUUCGUCCAGAAUUGGUGACAAUAUCCGAAUUCCGAUAGACUUACAUCAGUUUUUCAUCACAUUGUAAAACCUUUAUACGUCACCCAAUGUUUGAGUACUAGCACCAUGAGGAAGAGAACUCCACAACAUCUGGCAAUUACCAAGCCACAAGCAUCGAAAAGCAGUAUGCAAAGCCCAGUCUCUUCAAUCUUAACUCCAAGAACUCGAUCACCAUCCCCAGCCAGCAGGCCUCAUACUCCAAAUUUGUACAAUUCUCGAAAUGCUGGUGCGCAGCAACUUGACAUCAGUGACAGAAGUGAAAGCGAACCUGCCAUUACAUACGUUACUGGAAAGAAUGCAGUAAAUAAAAGCCCAGGGGUCCGAUACAUCACUGAGGACUUGAUCAAAAAGCAGUCAAAGCAAGAACAAUUUAGUUCCGUGCAGUGUCUCAACCUUUGCCUGUCCAAGGAAGUGGGGAAAAAGUUUAAGUUUAUAGAAAACUUGGAAAAAUGCGAGCAGUUACUGGUCUUGAACUUGAACAAUAAUUUGAUUGAGAAAAUAGAAAAACUGGACAAACAGUUUAAACUGCGCGAACUUAGUCUUUCAUUCAACCAAAUUCGUAAAAUUGAAGGUCUGGAGCACAUGGUGAACCUUCAGAAUCUGAAGCUGGCUGGAAAUUAUAUUGAACAAAUUCCAGUUUGGGUUGGAAAGAAGUUGCGAUCCCUUCGCAUCCUCAACCUCAAACAGAACAAUAUUACAUCGCUCCAGGAUGUAACUAAACUGAAACCUCUGAAAGAGUUGAUGUCGCUAACUCUGGCAGAUAAUCCCGUUGCUCGCCUUCCACAUUAUCGGUUGUAUGUCAUAUACCAUUUACGUACGUUGAAUUGCUUGGAUGGACAGCCAGUAACUAUCCAGGAGAGGCAAGAGGCUCAUGAACGAUUUAAUUUGGAAGAACUAGAGAAACUUGAGAAGGAUCUCAGAAGGAAGAUGAAAGAGAUUGAGCAGAUGGAGGAGGAGCAAUCUAAGGCAAUAGAGAACAUUAGAAAGCAAGAACAAUUGAACAAAUCACUUAAACAAGAACAAGAACAACAGAAGAACAACUGCAAAAAACUGGAGAGAGAGGUGGAGACCAAGAAUGAACUGCUGAAGCAGAAGACAGCAGAGUUAACACGGGCCUGUCAUAAGCAGUAUCAGCUGGAACAGGAAUUAGCAUUUUACAAGAUUGAUGCCAAGUUUGAACCACUACAUCACUUUCCAGAUGCGAAUUUUAAAUUAGAAGAAAUCCUUAAUGAGAGCCCAUACAUUGGGAAGGCUAGAUACAAGAGAAACCUCUACAUUCAAGAGGAACAUAUCGCUGAUCCAGUGCAGCAUGGAAAAGUUGGAAAAAUUGAGUUUGAUGAGGAUGAUCAGGGAAAAAAUGACGAAAUGAGUGCAAAACCUCAUCAAGCACUGGAUGUACAGCUGGAAGAUAAAGAAAAGAAAAUUCAGGAAGCUGAAGAGUCAUUACGGCAAUUACAGAGUGAAAAAGAAAGGAUGCAACAACAAGUUUUGAGAACAGUUGAAGAGCUGAAAAGUCUAGAGGAGUUGGUAGCACAAAAGCGGAUUUCAGAAGUUGAGAAGGAUCAACUCCUCCAGCAAUUGGCACAGAAGAUCCAGCUGAUUAACGAAUUGCGUCAGGAGACCGAGAAAGUGGGGCAGCAGAUGGAAAAACAGUGGAAGGAAAUGGAGAAAAAACAGCAUGAGAUUGAUGAUCUGGGAAAGGUCCUGGAGUCUCUUGAUCCCAAAGACCCUCGACACGUACAUUUGAAAGCUCAAAUGAUCAGUAAAGCCCAACAACUUGACAUGAUGUCCAAGCAAUACAAGCAGUUGGAGAAGCGUCUGGAAGGAAUGCUGUCUAGAAUUGCUAAGGAAACAGAGGAUAUCAAGGAUCUGGAAGAACAGUUGACAGAAGGCCAGAUAGCAGUUAAUGAAGCACUGAAGCGGGACCUGGAGGGUAUUAUUGCUGGGCUGCAGGAGUAUUUGGAGAGCGUGAAAGGGCAGGCAAAACAAGCCCGGGAGGAAUGUACAGAGCUGCAGAAGGAAAAGGAGGCACUGUUACAUCGAUUGGCUGAGCUGGAACAACAGAAGAAUCAGCUCGAAGUUGUUGCCAUGGAUGCGGAGCACUUGAGAAAGGAGAUGUCUGACCUGGAACAUUCUUUACAAGAGCAACAGGAAUUAAAUGAAUCCCUGCGUCAAGCUCAGGGUGACCUCAGUGAGUAUGAAGCUGAAUUAGAAUCUCAACUGCAAGCAAGGGAUAUUGAAGCAAACCAACUUAGAGAAGAACUGGAGCGACUCCAGAAGCUUAGUCAAAUGGAACAAUCUGCCCUGCAGGCUGAGCUGGAAAAAGAAAGACAAGCACUAGAGAAUGCCAUAGCACAGGCUCAAAUAGUGGCUGAAAAAGAGCAUGAAAACAAGAAGUUAGUUGCACAGCUAAAAGGUCUUAAGACUGAUAACUGUAUGUUGAAGGAACAGCUUCAGGAGCUGCAGGCACAUAUGAAUCAGGCAAUGAAGACCAUGAUUCAUCCAGAGGAGGUGGCCGCUCGUGUCUCUGAAUUCAGGAAAAAACUGGAUUCUGGUAUUCGAGAAAUCAGGCCUUAUAACCAAGGAGACACUUUGGGAAAGAAUCUUGCCGGAUUGCAGAAGCAGUUGAAUGAAAUUUUGGGCCGCUCACAACAGGAAAAAGAAGAAGCAUUACAGCAUCGGAGGAAAUUAGAACAGGAAAUGAUGGCAUUACAGGUUAAACUGAAAAAUACUGAGGAGAAUUACAAAACUGCUUGUGAAAAGGCGGCAGAGACAUUGAUGAAAUCUGAAAAAGGAGUCAAUGAAGCUAAGGCACAGGAGUUGAAGAAUGAAAUAUUGCGGCUCCAGGAGCAACUGGCAAACAUGCAAGAGUUACAGGCACUGACUGAUGAACAGCUCCAGGAGGCUGAUGCAGAUAGAGAUAAACUUUUAACAGAACUUGAAGAUAAAGAAAAUAAGAGUAAAAUGGAGGAUCGAAAAGUGCAUUUAAAGUUGCGUGGCCUUGAGAAAGACGUGAAAGACUUGAAGGCAACAAUGGCUGCUUCCGAGAAGAUGGCUGCUAAUGAACUCUCCACUGCUAAAGACAAUCUGAAGGUUCUUCAGCGAACUGUUCAAAAACUUAACCAUGAAAGAACAGAGGAAAUGAGUUUAGCGGAAAAAUUCCGGGCUGACGCAACUCGGGCAGCUCGAGACCUUGCCAAGGCAGAAGCUGAAAUCGAUAUGCUACAAAACCUGUUAAAGGAAAAAGAAAGCCAGAUUCUGGAUGGAAUUCAAACAUUUGAUUGUGGAGCAAAUACCAUAAAUGGCCAACAGCUGGAAAUUGAUAGACUAAACCGAGCUCUAAAUCAACAAAGGGCAGAGCUGAAACACCUCCAAGAUCAUCUGGAACAAACCAGAGAAGAUAACAUAAGUGAGAUGGAAGAUUUGAUUAAUGAAAUCACUGCUCUCAGAAAUGUCCUUGGCAAUCAGAGUGACUACAUUACCAGUAUGACUGAUCCAUUUAAGAGAAGAGGAUACUGGUACUUUGUGCCAUCUUCGCCAAAACCACCAAGCCUGCUGUCUCAAAAUAACCACACAAAAGACUCUGGAUUCAGCUCCCAGUGUCAAGUUCCACCAUCAAUUCCUAAAAGAGGACACAAAGUGGAAUAUACACCACCAGUUCCUCGAGGCCACUGGGUUUACUCACCAAUCAGACGUUCGUCACACAAGACUCGUACCCAAACAGGAGAUAGUGAAGAUAGUGGGACUGAGAGUGAUGAUAGUGGCAUGCCCAGGCAACCAUUUACAGCUCCACCAAGCUCAGUUAUUUAUACCAUGUACCCUGAUGGUACCCCUGUGCCACAAGGUACCGUGGUAUAUGGACCGCCUCCAACAGCACCAGCCAAUGUUGGACCUGAUUCUUCGAGCACAAUUAUCUAUGGACCGCCACCACCUGGAGCACAAGUUGUUUAUGGACCUCCUCCUGCCAACUUUACUGUCCCUCUUAUUCCUGCUGGUGUUCUGCACUGCAAUGUACUGGAGCACCAUGACCUGGAGAAUGAAGUCAGUAGAUUAGAAGACAUUAUAGCACAUUUGAGGUCCCAUAAAUGUGAAGAUCAGACUACAACUCCAUCCACAGAUAGGUAUCAUGAGCAAAUAGAACAACUUCGCCACAGCAUCCAUGAAAUUUUGCAUGGGAGAGAAGAAUUGGAGCAUGAAGUUGAGGAAUUGCACAAGGCAUCCCAUAAGCACAGCAACCAAAAAGGCUUUUUAGAUGGUCAUAUAGAUCUGCUCAUGAAUGAACUUGACAUGGAAAAAUCCCUCAAGAGACAUGAUGACGUUGUUGAUGAAAUUGAAUGCUUGGAGAUAACCCUUGUGAAACGGAGGGCAGAGCUGCGCGAAGCAGACAGAUUAUUGAUGGAGGCUGAAGCAGAUCUCAAAAGUACAAGGGAAAAGACAAAAGAAACUGUUCAGUGGUAUGAUGAUGCCAGAAAACACUUGGUAGACACUGAAAAAGAUGCAGAAGAGUUGGAACAAAGAGCAAAGGAGACGGCAGUUAAAUUAGUUGAGGCUGACCAGCAACUCAGACUAAUGAAGACUGACUUGAAAGACCUAGAGCAACACAAGGCAGAACAGGAGAGUAUUCUGAAAGAAAUUAGCAAAGAGGUAUCUACAAGGGAUUCAGAAUUCCAGGCACUCACCCAGAAAAAGGAAAACAUGACUGACAGCCUAGAAAAACUACAAACAGAGAUCCAGUUGGCGGAAACUAAAGAAAAACAGCACCUGGAAACACUGAGGGAAGCAACAACAUUGUUACAUGACAAAAAGAGUGAAUUGGAAAGUCUAAAUAUUAAGGUUGAGGUACUGCAGAAAGAAUUAAUGAUGUUGGACAGGUGUUCAGGCAAAAAGAAAGAGGAGCUUCACUUUUUUCAGAAUGAUAUUGAAGAGAAAAAAGCAAGCCUAACGGAAGUUCUUGGUGAUGUUGAGGCAGAGGUGGUUGAUAAGCAGCGCCAAAUUCGGGAGCUGAAGACCUUGCUUGAAGAGAUGAGUGCACAAAAAGGAGAACUAAAUGCUCAGAUCAGUGAGAAAAAUUCACAACUUUUCUUGUCAAAACAAGAAGUGAUGAAUGAGGAAGUAAGGCUUCAGAGCAUGCGAGCACAGAUAAUCAAGCAAAAAACAGAGCUGAAACAUGUUCUGGAAAUGGUGCAGUUAGAAAAUGAUGAACUCUUGGAAUUGAAGCAGCACCAGGAGGUGAAAAUGAAGGAAUUGGAGAGGACACAAGCUGUGCUACGGGAGGGGAAGAGUGAACUAGAAAACCUGCAACUUACCUCCCAGUGUCAACGAGCUGAAAUUGAUCACCAGAAGCAGCUUAUUGAGAAGGAUCGGCAAGAUGUAGACCAGCUGAACACCAAGAUAAAUUCCCUUCAGCAUAAUAUUGAAUCUCUGGAGAGAGAGAAAAGCCACAUCAAGGGGAAUUGCCUUGUAUUGGAGAACAAACUUUCUCAGGCAAAAAAAGCCUUUGAAGCAACUGAAGACAAUAAUAGAAAUGCUGUGUCUAAACUGCAAAAACUACAGACUGAGAUAGGUGAACUGAAUCAGGGAAUCAAUCAAGUCAACAUCCAGAAGGAAGAGCUAAGUAGGAAGAUAGUAGACAUGGAAACCCGUCUGCAAGAGAAAAGGGCAGAGCUGGAAAUGGUGACGGAUAACCUCAGAAGUACCAAAGAACAGUUGCAGUUAGCAGAUCAGGAUCUUAAGAAUAUAACUAAAAAGUGUGAUGCGUUAAAAACAGAACAGCUGAUGCUCAAAGAAAAUAUAAAUCAAAGUGCAUGUAAAUAUCAAGCCUGCCUGGAGAAAGAAAAAAGAAAAGAACAAGAGUUAUUCAUGCUUCAGCAACAGGUUGAAGAAAAGCAAAACGAGCUUGCAGAGCAGCAAAGGCUGUUACAGCUUAUUGAGAAGGAUAUUCAGUGUGAGGGAGUAAAAUUGGAGCAAUCUGCAUCUAAGGUAAAGGCCCACCUCCAAGCUUUGGAAGCUGAGCUAUCGGAUAAGAGAGAUAAAUUUGAACAGGCUGUUGCAAAAGCAAACUUGAUGGAGGAACGAUCAAGAAAACUGCAACAUACCGAGGAACAAUGUAUUAUGUUGGAGGACCAGAUUGCUACUCUGAGACGCCAGCUCUCCAACCGAGAGCAAAAGCAGCAAGAAAUGAUGAAUGAGCUUGCAUUUUGUCAUAAAGAGGUUGAGUUCUCAAAAAUAAAUUUAACACACCUUCAGGAGCUGAUUCAUUCAGAGAGGAAAAAGGCAGAGAAGCAAUUUGCUGCCAUCAAAGAAGAGUCCAAAGUUCAGCGAGUUCAGCUGGAGAAGAUCCUUAAUGAACAAAAAUGUGAAAACAGCAGACUGCAGAAGGAGUUAUCUUCAAUAGAUCAGGCUGCACAUGAGAACCACGAACGUGCCAAACGUGUCAUGACUGAGUUAAAUGAGAUGAGACAGGAAUAUUUUGAACUCAAGCAACAGCUGAGAACUCAGGAACAAAUGGAACAACAACAGAAGGAGAUAAAGGAAGCCAUAAGAACCCUUCGAUCAGAUGUGAAAGCAGAAAUUAGCAGUAGUUUGAAAGAUCUAGAUCAGUCAUGUGUGGCACCGAAAAAUGACCUGGAUAUAACUUGGGAAGAGGAGAUCACUGUUCAAAGUGAAGUGGAAAGCUUAAAGGAAAAUUUUCCCUUAGCCACCAAUGAAGGAACUCACGAUGAGAGGUUAAGACUGACCAAAUUCAAUUUUAAGGAUGAACAGUUGCGAGGAGAGGUGCUGAGAGAAAAUCUACGACAACAAGAAGAUUAUCUCAAGGCACAGAUUCGUCAGUGCAUGUCAAGGCAAGCUGAAACAUUAUGUAAACGAAAGCAGCAGACAGAGGGCAAUUUGACCAGCCUUAAAAGACGUGUGGAUGCACUGGAUGAACUUGUCGCCUGUACCAAUGUAGACUCAUUUCACCAGCAUCAGUCUUCGUUAAACCAUGGCCAGAGCAAGUCUCCUCUCCAUGGAAUACUCCACUCACCUUCCAGAAGACCAGCUGAAAGAUCUCUUCGACCAAAGAGUGCCCAUUUGCUUGUUACAGAAGCACAUAUUUCUGAAAAAGAUGCAGAAGAAAGUUGGUAAUUUUCCUGAGCUCCUUGACGUGUAAUGAAGUGGAUUCAAAUGAUGCAGAUAUUACAUCAAAAGUAUGCCCAAGAAGCCUGUCCUACCUCAGUCAUAUUAGAUCAUCAGUCUCCCUAUGAGUCUUCCUAUAGCUGUGCUGCUGGGAGUAUAUAAUCUUGAUUGUACUGUUUUCCCCUUGCAGUUAGCACAGUUGUUGCAUAAAACUAGAAUGUUACGCAUGUUCAACAGCUCAAUUUAGGUGUUCUGGGAAAUCUAUUAUAUACCUCAACUGUGUUUUUAGCUCUGAUAAUUUUAUUUUUUUAAUCAAUAUUUCUUUUGUAAUUAACACUUCUGUGCUGUGAUUGCACAGUAAAUGUGUAUAUUGUAUUUAUAUAAGUAUGGCAUAUGUACAUUUUGUAAAUUUUGUAUGGUUUUGCAGUAAUAAAAAUUAUCUGAAAUGUU